This is a messenger RNA of Spodoptera exigua (beet armyworm), 6378 nucleotides long. The record is from the annotation of a GenBank genome assembly. NCBI's taxonomy places the organism in Eukaryota, Metazoa, Arthropoda, Insecta, Lepidoptera, Noctuidae.
UGUCACGAACGUAGAAUUGGCGGGAGUCGAACAAUAAUGUCAAUAUUGUUGCUGUCAAUAAAUAAAAAAUAAUAAAAAUAUUCGUAGGUAUACCCUUUGAAGUGAUUUAUUUAGGUCAUAUUAAUCUUUAUUAAAACUAAAUUAUGUCUUCUUUACAACCCAUCCACGCUCUUAGCUUGGAUUCGGUUCAGCAGCAAGCUUUUGUCAAAUAUUUUCAAUCUCUACCGGAGAAACCAGCUACAACAGUAAGGAUUUUUGACCGCAAUGAUUACUACAGCGUUCAUGGAGCUGACGCAACAACUGCUGCGAGGGAAGUUUUUUCCACCGUAGCGAAUAUAAAGAAGAUGGGCAUUGAACCCAAUCGCCUUGACUAUCUGGUACUGUCAAAAGGAAACUUCGAAAUAUUGAUAAAAAAGUUACUUCUGGUGAGGCGUUAUAGAGUUGAAAUAUACGUCGCGGAGGGUUCUGUGAGAGGAAGCGACUGGUCGUUGAAAUACAAAGGCUCGCCUGGUUACCUUUCUCAACUGGAAGAAAUCCUCGGCGAAGGAUUGGGAGCUUCGGAUGAAACGACACCAUGUUUGAUGGCAGUUCAUAUAAAGACAGAUGCAGUAACCAAAGGUCGUCUUCUAGGCGUGGCAUGCAUCACAGCCGGUGAUUACCAAAUGUCUGUGACCGAGUUCACUGAUGACGACUUGCUUACGGAGUUAGAAACUAUCACAGUACAAAUGGCGCCUUCCGAAUGUUUGGUGCCCAUUAGUGAGCACGAUGAUUACAAAGCUUUGAAAAAAGUAAUGGAAAGAACAAAUGUAACUUUAACAAAAUUGAAGAAGGCUGAAUUUUCCACGGAGGGUCUUGUUCAGGACUUGAAUCGGUUGCUCAAGUUUAAGGAGAAUCAACAACAAGAUGCUAAUGCUUUCUCUGAAACUAGGAAAGAGGUCGCUAUGACCUGUUUAGCUGCCGCUAUCAAGUAUUCUGCGUUGUUAAACGAUAGUACUAAUUUUGCGAGGUUUCAUUUGUCCACUAUUCAAGCUGAUUGCUUCCUACAUUUGGAUUCCGCAGCGUUGUCCGCCCUUAACGUGUUUCCUGAACUUGGAGACACGUCGAACGCUCCUUCAAGAAGUCUUUACGGCCUUUUAGACAAAUGUCGCACUCAGCAGGGCAAGCGUCUUUUAGCCCAAUGGCUUCGACAACCUCUCCGCGACAUCAACUUGAUCAACGAACGUCUGGACAUCGUGCAGUUGUUGAUGACCAACUCCCAGCUUCGGUUACAGCUACACGAAGACCACCUUAGGAGGAUACCUGACCUUCAAGCGUUGGUUAGGAGACUUACCAGGAAGAAGGCGAAUCUUCAAGACUGCUACAGAAUAUAUCAGGCCAUCAAAAGGCUACCGUCGUUGCUACGCUGUCUAGCUGAGGCGGAGAAUGCGACGGUACAUUCAUCUAUCACGGAACCCAUAUCAGAACUGAAUGAAGAUCUCGGCAAGUUUUUAGAGAUGAUCGAAACUACCGUUGACAUGGAAGCAGUUGAUAGAGGCGAUUUCCUCGUAAAACCGUCGUUCGACGAACAGCUUCAAAGCCUAUAUGAACAGCUGGAACAAAUGCAAACGUCAGCUGAAAAGGAACUGAACAAAGCUGCUAGGGAUUUGGGUCUAGAUGCUGGGAAAACUAUUAAGUUGGAGAGCAAUCCCCAACAUGCAUUCUGUUUUAGAGUAACAUUAAAAGAAGAGCAGUCAUUACGGGGAAACAAAAAGUAUACAAUCAUAGAUGCAGUGAAAGGAGGCGUCAGAUUCAAAACUAAAACAUUGGAGAAUAUAACAGAUGAAUAUACUACGACUAAGUCUAUGUACGAGAAGGAACAAGAUAAAGUAGUCGCUGAAAUUGUGGGCAUAGCAGCUGGAUAUUCAGAAUGUCUAUUCUGCCUAUCUCACAUUUUGUCUCGUCUGGACGUGUUAGUAUCGUUCGCGGUGGCUUCUUCUAGCGCACCCAUACCGUACAUCCGUCCUACCAUCACUGAGGAGAACAAUGAAAUGGUUCUGGAAGAGUUGCGCCAUCCUUGUCUAGAGCUGGCUGAAGGCGUGUCUUAUAUACCCAACGAUGUCGUUUUUAAAAGAGGUGUAGGCAUACUGCACAUAGUGACGGGCGCCAACAUGGGAGGUAAGUCGACGUGGAUGCGGUCGUGCGGCGUGGCCUGCGUACUAGCGCACGCUGGGUGUCCCGUACCCGCCGCACGAGCUGUCAUACCGCGACUACGCGCACUGGCUGCACGUAUCGGCGCCAGCGACGCAGAAGGACAGGGCCAUAGUACCUUCAUGCGGGAGAUGAUCGAUACAGCCGCUAUACUACGGACCGCAACUGCAGAUUCGCUCGUCUUAAUAGACGAAUUGGGACGAGGUACUUCAACGUACGAGGGAUGUGGAAUAGCGUGGGCUAUUGCUGAAGAAUUAGCAACAAAGAGCCAAUGUUUCUGUUUGUUCGCGACACAUUAUCAAGAGCUAACACGCCUGGCUAGUUCCCACCCUGGAGUCAUCGUAAACUCACACGCAGAGGCGUCCGUCCUCAAUGGACAGCUUCUGUUACUGCAUCGCAUCGCUCCUGGCCCUGCGUUACACUCGUUAGGAUUACACGUCGCCAAACUUGCUGAUCUGCCCGACUCUAUAAUUGAGUAUGCCGAAACUAAACAAGCGCAGCUAGAAAUCAACUUGUUCGACGUCGAAGCAGCUGUGAAAUCGACAGAAACGAAGGAGGGACAGAAAUUAAUCGUUGACUUCUUGCGUAAAUGUAAGCAAGUACAAGAAGAAACAUCUUCAAAUGACGUUAUGGUGAAAGAAAUAGCAAAACUAAAGCAAGAAUUGUUACAAUCUAAUAAUAAGUAUGUCGAAUCUCUCAUGGCUUGAUGUUUUAAGUGAUUAUUUCUCUAAUAAAUGUCUUGUUAUUAUUUUGUAUUUUAAAACUACUGUAAUUGGUCAACGUAGGCCCCUUCUUUGGCGUAUUACAUACAUUAUAUCCCACAAGAGGUCGGCAACGCCCUUGUAGUAACUUCUUUGGGGCUACGAGUGCCAUGUACGGCGCUGAUUGCUUACCAACCGGUAAUCCGUUAGCAUGUUUGCCGAAUCUUCUUAUUUCUUUUUUAUUUAGGAAUAACGUUGAGGUGACUUCGCAUUGUUUAUGGGUCUUCAACACCACAAGUGAAAAAAACCUCUUUCUUGAGCUUCUUUGCUUUGCAUUACUACUACUGCCUUUGAAAAAGUAUGUUUUAUGUAGGCAUGGUAUUGAUCUGUUCAAUUUUCUUUCUGUUAAUGCUGUUGGUAGCUGCAUUUGUUGAAUAAUAGGUUAAUAAUAAAAACAAUGAUUGUUACGAUUUAACAAUUUUUUAUUAAUAAUGAAAUAGUAAUCAUCACAUUUGAAAAACAAAUUAAAUGAGACUUACGAAUUCUCCCUUUCAAUAUGCAUUAAUUUUAAAUGUCAAAACGAUAUAAUCCAGUGGCAUGUAUGUAGCUAUGUAGCUAUUGUAAUAUGAUAUGACAAUUUUAUGAGAAUUCAUUCAUAAAUAAUAUUAUAAACUAUGGAAAACAUUUUAAUGUAUUUUGUUAAAUAAACUAACUUUUAAAUUACAUGUCACAAAACAUUCAGAGGUUUGCUACAAGAAGAACAAUUUAAAUGCAACCUAUUAGAAUAUGCAUUGCAUGACGUUUCAGAUAAUAAGUCUAUGAAAUGCUUUUGUGUUGUUAUAUAUACAUUCUGGAGUGUGUCAAUAGAAUCCUUGUUUAAACUUUAAAUUUUAAUUACUGAGAAACAUUUAUUCAGCACAAAAACAUGUUUCUAAAUGAAUUUAGGUCAAAUGCAGCUUUUUCCUGUUUCAUUAUUUGCGCUGAUCACGUUUUAACACUUAUGUACACUUUUGUCGGUGGGACAAAACGAUAAGCUACAUAUUUACAUUACAAUAUUUACAUUUUAUGUCACAACAAGGACACAUUACCGAAUUCUUUGAAAAAAUUAAAUAGUUUGUAUUAUAAUUAAAAUAAUAUCCACUUUUACAUUUGUAUCUAAUACACUUAAUAAUUCAGACUAGCCUUUAAACCAAGUUUAGUCUUAUAGAAUUUAGUAAACCAAUGAAACAUUUAUACAACUGAAUUAGAUUUAUUGUUGCACUUGCAUAUGAAUCUAUUUGACAACUUUAUAAUUGUACCAAAACGCGCACGACCUGUAUAUUUAUAAAUAAUUUAAAAUAAUGUUAACAUCAAAAAUUAUAUUGUCUUAUAAAUUACUAUUUCACGCGGAGUGUUAAUUGCCCCACCGCCUAUUAUUAGAUCACAAGGGCGACCUCAGUAAGGUCACGCUUCCACAGUCAGAAAUCUAGUAAUUCCCAUAAAAGUAUUGCCAAAAAUGGGUUCGGGUCAUUACCGAUAAAUGGAAUUAUCACAUUUGACUUUUGAAAUUCUAUUGGUAAGUUUCAAUGUCACACAAAGCUUUGUUUCACUUGUGUAAAAUAAAUAAUUGUAAUAACACGUCAAAUUGAAUCGUGUAAUUAAAGUAAUAAGCGUCAUCAAUAUUAUAUAUUCUUAAUGUAUGCUAACUAUUUUAUAAUUCACUAUAACUAAGUAUAUCUGUCUUACUCCUGAGGACUCUAUCGACGUUACGCGUCCUUUGAAACACUAGCUAGGGAGUACCUAUCACAUCUAUCAAACAAUGUUUUAAUAGGUUUCUCCGCCUGUGGAAACGUGACAUACGAGCUCGUGGUUUCAGCACACAGCUCUGUCCGGCCGUCCCUUAAGACUAGAAUUGAGCCUUCAAACUGGCGGCUCUUCUCACGAGAAAUAUAAUCGCACUGCAUUCUGAAACGUCCUCCGGCACAUGGGGCACUUGUCGGCCGCCAGCGCGCAUUUGGCGCAAGCCACCACGUGGCCGCACGGCACGAAGCACACGUUACGCUCUUCCGCAUAACAAAUUUUACACAACUUUGAAUCGUCGACUGAGUUCUCCGGCGACUCUGUAGGCGCGCUGGGCUCGGUGGCAGUUCGUGAGGGUGCCACAUCACGUUCCGCUUCUGAUGCAGAUAACUCGCAAGCUUCAGAAAUCACCUUUUGAACAUAUUCUCGACCUUUCACCAACUGUACGUAGGCACAGCGGUCAAACCACCGUGCAUGCUGUUCCCAGGGCACGUCAUGGUUCUCCCAAUCUUUUAAUCCACCGUCGCAAUAGAAACACUUGGUUUUGUCUCCUUGACCAGUAUAGAAAAAGCCAGCCUCGGCGAGUUCUUCAGGUUUUUGUCGCAUGCAUCGGGGCCAGUCUUUAAAACUGCGCAGUCGUGCGGCUUCAGAUGCAUAUCGUGGGUGCACGGGACCGGCCAUACGCGGUGGAGAGGUGCCGGAGGGAGCGGCGCGGGCACCACACUCAUCUUGGCCCGAACUACUCGUAUCGCUACUGGCACUGCCGUUCAGCUUGCGCACGAAUGGGCACUGUGGCGCCCAACGCUGAUGGUCCUUCGCAGGGUCGUCGCCCUCGACCCACCUCAUAAUCUCCACUUUGCAGAAAGCGCAACGGACUUCAUCUCCACGGCCAAGGUAAUAAAACCCAUUACGAGCAAGUUGCUCUCCAGUUAAAAAACUGACGGGCCAUUUUUCGAAUGUCUUCAUACGUUCAUCUUCCUUUCUCAUAUCAGCUGCGUCCGCACUAAAGCCAAAUGUGUCGUGGUUGUCGGUUUUAUCAAUGGAGAAAGAUGAUGAAGAACAAGGUGUGGAUGGCGACGAGGCCGGAGAGCCGGCGUUUGAGUCGUAACUUGGCGUCGGUAGCAUUAGUGGCGCGAGAGGUCGAAUCUUAGCCUCACGCGGUCCGCUCUUAAAUAGCGUUAAUGUUGAGGCGGGGCCAUUGGAUGCCACUGAAAAUAAAGAAAGAUUCUAAUUAGUAAAAAGGUAACAAAUUUUCUACGACAUUUAACCACAUUCAACAAUGUGCACCCUCUGGGUAAUUAUGGCGUUUGCUGUACUCGGAAUUAAAACAACAAAAAAUGCUGCAUCCUCGGUAAAUUGGUUAAGCUAAUUUUAAUAUCACAUAAACAAGAUGUCGGCAUAUGUAGAAGAUAGUGUGUGCGAGUGUGCGUUUAAAAACAGUUUCACAUAACAACAAGUUCGCGGCCGCCGGGGCCGGCCCGGCUGGCUGCGUCAUCGACAUUCCAAUGCCUGCCGCCGCCCCGCAAGCCGCCCUCACUCCUCCCAAAGUGCACUCAGUGCGCAUGAACGAAUGACCAGAAUCUGUUUGCUAACCCACCAAUAUACAGAAUCUCAAGGGUUUCUUGCUUUAAUCAUUUGACUUUAUCAGACCAUUAUUUUUCAAUUUUACUUGCUGCUACUGCUACUCCUACUUGCAAAUGUUAGUCUGUAC